AUGCUGGCAGAAGGCGACGCAAGGAUUGCCGAUGUGUGUCGCCUCUUGCAGGACAAUGCCGAUGUUGCAGCCCUUUGGAGAGAUUUCCAACGUUUUGCCGAGCAGCUACGGCAAAGCAGCAAGAUGGAUCGGUUGACUUUGGCGUGUGAGCUGCACACAGCUGUGAGUCUGGACACGCUGACGCCCAGCAUCCACUUCCAUCUCAUGUUUGACUCCAGACAGACGGUGACGCUGCCGAAGCCCAGUCUGUUGUUUCGUGGCGCCGUUCCGCAUCAGUCUGUGGAGUGCAAGCAAGCCCGUGGGAAAGCUUGCCGAAAGGCCUACGACCAGGGGCACUACUACCUGCAGGUGCCAAAGACUGGCUCCAUUCAUAUGACGACGACAGCAGCAGCCUUCACCACCUUCCCUGUUGCUCCGGAUUGGAUCACCAACUUAUGGCAGGCCUGUAAAAUCACGGAGCAGGUUGCGGAGCAGGAGUAUUUGCGCUGCAAGAAACACGUGAAAGCCUACUUAGACAACAUGAAGUUCCAUGCCCAAUGCGUGCAGACACAGGUCGUCAAAGCGAGGAAGGCGCAAGAUCUCCAGGAGCUUCAGCCCCUCAUGAAAAAGGCCGUCGUGAUCGAGCAAGUCCAGCGUGACUUCCUUCCACAAUUUACCCGACCCAUGUUCAGAAGGAGCUUUUUGGUCCUAAGUGGACCCACGCGCCUUGGCAAAACAAUCUUUGCCCGCAGUCUCUUCGGUCAUCGCGAGACACUAGAACUCAACUGCUGUGGAGUGAGUCAACCUGAUUUGCGUGCCUUUGACAAUUUGCUGCAUCGAGCCAUCUUGUAUGACGAAGCUUCGACGGCUAUGGUGCUCAGCAACCGUCGCCUUUUCCAGGGAUCUACAGAAGAGGUCACGCUCGCUCAUUCUGGAACAAACAUGUUCACCUACAGUGUGUACGUCUACAACGUCGCCAUGAUCCUGACAUCGAACUCUUGGCUACGUGAGCUGGAGGAAUUGCCGAGAGAGGAGCGCGAGUGGCUCGAAGGUAAUUCAAUUUGUAUAAAUUGCACGCAGCCGCUUUAUGAGACGUAA
This is a messenger RNA of Symbiodinium sp. CCMP2592, 1077 nucleotides long. The record is from the annotation of a GenBank genome assembly. NCBI's taxonomy places the organism in Eukaryota, Dinophyceae, Suessiales, Symbiodiniaceae.